AUUACCGACAGUGUAACACCUCCUGAACGUGACGGAUUCCAGCUUGCUGUCACUCUCUGACAUAUGACGUUCCUCCCACAACUGCGACCCAGAACAUUGUCCGAUACAAUCGCUUUACCGAUCCCCCCCUCGACAUCCGACAGCCUGCCCUUGCCUCAGUGCAAAAAUCGUGCUUGGUUCUGGUUCCCUAGUUUGACUGCGUCUGCUGGGAUUUUCCAGGCUGGCCGUUGGCCGCCAUGACCACGGGCGCUUAGCAUCUUCAGCAACACUAUCCAGUCUCUUCUCCAAUCUCCAAGAACUCGCACGGCCGCGCCGACAUGUCGACGGCAUCACGGUCUUCUUACCAUCCCAACCGCCGGUUCGGUAGUGUGCAGAGCAUACAGGAUGACAGUCGCUCCAACCGCACGUCUUCGAGGACCCGCGCCCCGGCGGUUAGCUACGAUGAUGCUUACUCGUUCGCCCUCCGCAUCGCCUACCUCCGCUAUCUUCUGCAGCCGAGGAAGAAGCGAAAGGAGUAUGUCAGCACUCCAAAACCGCCCCAGCGCACCCACACCCAUAGCUCGAGUAUGAGCGAGCUCUUGAAGGAACUGGUCCCCUCGGGUUCAUCCUCGAUGAAGCUGCCGAAUGGUUUCUACAAGGCCCUUGAGCGACGCAUGUCUGGUGUUCUCCAGGGCAUUGAGAAGUUGCCAGGAUACAGCGAUGCUGCCGUGAAAAGGACCUUCGCCGAGGCCUACACUGCCUUCACCGCCAAGGAGUUUCAAAAGUCCAUCGAAAAGGACCGCAAGGUGGAACCGCUGGUCUUGAUCUUCUACUCGUCCGCAACCAAGGCUCAGGGACGGGGUAAGCCUGCCGACGACCACUCGUGGAAGCAGCUGGUGGACAGGCACCUUGCCAUGUUUAUCCGACUCCUCAGCAGCAUCUUGAGAGACAAGGGGGACGCCGAGCUCGUAUUCCGCCUCAACACUCUUGAAAAGAAGCUGAUGAGCAAUGACCAAAACCUAUACCUCGAUACUGGCCAGGAAGACCAUUCAUAUGUCGAAGUCGAGAUCCCCCUCAGCUACGAGAUCAAAGACAUGCCCAUGGUGCUACUAGUCGCCAAAAUAUUUGGUGUGCCUAACUCUCAGGUACAGGCCGACAUUGACAGAAAUAUGUCCUCUUGGACUGAAGAUGCCGCCUUGCAAGAUUACAAAGCCUACCAGUUCAGACUUUCUGCGGGCAUGGCCGGAACUCUCCGAAAGCAGGAUUUUGAUCUGGACGACGCAUAUGAGGAAUGGAGGAGACAGGAGGGCCCUCAUCUGGCCAAGAUAUUCGCCGAGAUUCUGAGCGUACGUCCGGAUCUCAAGGCGGGAGCCGGCUCAGGCAACGACAAGCCGCUGCCCGUUCGGCCGCAAUCCAUGUACGAGGACCAGGCUUACGCGGAUUUGAGUAAAAUGCUCUCCAAUCCAGAGUCGCCUGUCAGCAGCCCCGACCCCUCUUUCAGCUUCGGCUCGCUUUCUCUGGAUGAGACACCCAGCAUCCGAGCCGUCGAUGAGCCAAGCUACACUUUUAUCCCACCAGAUCCGCGUUCCGUCUACAAGGUCAUUUUGCAAUAUGCUCUGUCGUACGAUCAGCUGCACUCGGACACGUCCUCCUCGCCCCUCUCCGAAGAGACUACAGGCUUAUUGGUAGAACUCGCCGUGCGAUGGAGGAUUCCGCAGUUCUCUAGAUAUGUCGCUUUUGUUGAGGUCGCGACUCGCAAAUUUCUUGAUCAAGAGUUACCCCCGGAACAGCUCUAUGCCUGCCUAGAUCUUGUCAAGGAGCCGCUGCCAGAGUCCAAGAAUCCUCCUCUGAUCCAGAUGUACACAUCUACUCUUAGCGACAUCGAUCCCAGUAGAUGGACCAUAGUUGACUUCGCCGGCUACCAGCAAUCCCUGCGGGAUCUCCAUGACGCCUUGCUGCGGGACCUUUUCAAUCUCAUGAUGCGCUGCUACGAACCCAAGCCGCCAACCAUCGGCGUCGUUAUGGCGACCCUAAAUAAUCAUAUCUACAGCGACGCCUCCUUUUCUCAGCGGCCAGAAGACGCUGCCGAAUUCACGCAACAGCUUGAAAACGGACUGCGCCAACAAGCAGCCAACGUGUACAGAGAGUACCUAGAUGCCAAGAUUCCCCGCAGCCAGCAGGACUGGAACUUUGCCCACGUGGUGGACUUGGGCAAGGCCAUCGUGUCGCUUGCAGAGAGAAUGAAGAAGCGCUACCGCAAGAACCCGGAAAUCAUGGGCGUCAGCCCCUUCAAGGUGGUGGUCGAGGUCACCUUUCCAAGUUUUGAGGAGGAUUGCCACGAAAUCAUCAAGCGCGUCUUAAAGACGGCUGAAGAGAGUGAUCUUGAGAUUCCGCUUGACGACGGGUUCGAGUUGUACAGGGAACUCGUCGAGAUCAGAAGAAUACACGUGGAAUCCCUCCCAGGAAAACCCUUUGCCUUUCACAUUGAGGGCCUCCUCGAAGGGUUCGUGUGGCGAUGGAUCAAGAAUGCCGAAGAGAAGGUGGUGGGCUAUGUCGAGAAUUCCAUCAAGCACGACCCCUUCAACGUCCGGACUCGCAAUCCCGAGGACAUACCCACGGACGAGGAGCGCCACAGUUCGUCCAUUAUAGAUGUUUUCCAGCUCUUCACGCAAACAGCCGAGUCACUGGCCAAGCUCGAGUGGGCAGACGAGGUUCACAUGGCACGGUUCAUGACAGCUAUUUCUAGAGUAUUUGCUUCGGGCAUUGGCCGAUACUGUGAGAUUGUGGAGCAGCAGUUUACAAGGGAGAUGGAUCGGCAAACCGCGCAAGAGGUUGCCGCGGCUUCGAAAACGACUCAAGAAAAGCUGCUCCAGUACGCAAAAGAUGCCUGGAAUACCAAGGAGAAGAUUGCGCCUUUCCAGUUCUUACCCCAGUCAUUCGUAAAGUUUAACAACAUCGAGUGGGCUAUGCAGGAGCUGGAUAAACUUGAGAAGAUCAUGUCAGUCGAUCGAUGGGCUGAAGUGCUCCGGAGAGUUGACGGCCCAAAACAAGCUGCAAAGAGGCCAGCACACUAUGUUUUCACAAUCAAGAUUGUGGAGGGCGAGGAGCUGAAGGCCUGUGAUCCGGGCGGAACAAGCGAUCCGUACGUUGUACUGUGCGACGAGUACCAGAAGCGACUGGCCAAGACCAGGGUCAUCCCGCGGAAUCUUAACCCGCGGUGGGACGAGGCUGUUGAUAUCACGGUUUCGGGGCCACUCAACCUCAUUGCCACCAUCUGGGAUUAUGACAUGUUUGGCGACCACGAUUUUGUUGGCCGGACGUCGCUGAAGCUUGACCCUGUGCAUUUCAGCGACUAUCUGCCAAGAGAGUUUUGGCUUGAUUUGGACACGCAGGGGAGGCUGCUGAUCAGGGUCAGCAUGGAGGGCGAACGGGACGAUAUUCAGUUCCAUUUUGGCAAAGCUUUCAGACACUUGAAGAGGACGGAGCGGGACAUGGUGCGCAAAGUCACCAGCAAGCUUUCUGUGGUCAUCAAUACCUCACUCUCUCACGAAGCUCUCCGUGGUCUGCUGAGCAAGGGUAUCACGGCCUCGAUGGCCAGCCUCUGGAAGAAGAGGCAGUCGACAGCGCCAACCAUCACACCAGCAGAGGUGGAAAACGCGCUUCGGCCGCUGUUCACCUACUUUGACGAGAAUUUUGCCAUCAUGAAGCAGACGCUGACGGAUGCCACUAUGAUGGCGGUCAUGACGAGACUGUGGAAGGAGGUGCUGAUUGCGAUCGAAAACUUGCUCGUCCCGCCGUUGUCGGAUAAGCCUUCGACGCAGAAGCCGCUCACGCAGGCCGAGAUGGAUGUUGUCUAUCGUUGGCUCGAGCUUCUCUUUGCCUUCUUCAACGCCAAAGACGAGUCAGGUGAAGUGCUGGGAGUGCCGGCGGACAUCCUGAAGUCGCCUAAGUGGCACGAACUGGCGUCCCUCAACUUCUUCUACUUUGACUCGACCGAGUCGCUAAUCCGCACGUCGGAGCGCAUGGCAGCGGCCAAUUCGGAGCGGGCGAAGCAGCAGGCCCAGCAACAGAUGCAGGCUAAUUCGGGGAGCAACCGGUUAUCCGCCCCGGCUUCGUUGGGGGUGCCGUCGUUCGGGCCGGCGGGAUCUGUUGCGUUUGGCAGCCUCGGGACGAUCCGGCGCGGCAAAAGCAUCAUGAUGAGCCGCAACCUGGGCACGAUGCGGCGCGCCAAGGAGGAGAAGCGCAAGGAGGCGCAGGCUGACCCCAGCGACGACAUGAUAUUGCGCAUCCUCCGCAUGCGGCCCGAGGCGGCAAACUACCUCAAGGAGCGGCAGCGGCAGAAGGAGCGCAUGGCGGCGGCGCAGGCGGCGGCCAUGAUUGUGCGCCAGAGCGUCAAUCAGGGGUGGAAUUCUGGGCCGGCUUUUGGCGGCGCCUUGUAUGGGCGGAACCCGAUGCCUAAGCGGUAGGUGGGCGGGCCGGAGUUGGGUGGGGGCUAUACUACUACUAGAAUGCCGAAGUGGCAUUCGGGAUGGGAGUGGGAGAAGGCGGGAGAAGCAGAGAUGACUUGAUGAUGUCUCCUAUUCGGUUGCAUGCUUGGCAUUAUUUUUACCCGGAUGUUUUGGUGUAAUAGCCAUGGAUUUGGCGGGUGGGUGUUGAUGGGGGACGAUCCAGGAUACCCUGAUUCCUAUGCGGACUGUGAAAUGUGAAAUUGUCUGGGCUGAUGGCAAUGGGGAUGAUAAAGCGAAGUGAUGCUCCAAUAAUAAUGGAUAUCCAGAUUUGUGUUUAGUUACAGCCUAUUGAAGCAUAGCGGUGAAGAAUUGAUGAUGUCGA
Molecule: messenger RNA, 4809 nt
Organism: Canariomyces notabilis
Lineage: Eukaryota; Fungi; Ascomycota; Sordariomycetes; Sordariales; Chaetomiaceae
Exons: 3
Coding region: 318-4445 (1375 amino acids)
Source: RefSeq, a predicted model, not a curated record